CACCGGCAACCUCCUCGUUCCGCGCUCACUCGACGACGCACCGCAACGACGCACUGGGCAGUAUAACAACAACAAACCAUUGAUUGUUUCUAUGAAAAUCUUGCUCGGAAAGCAAAUGAAGAAUCUUCAGUGAUGAUGGCAACUGGCAAGGCGUGGAUUAAUGCACAUCGAACCCGGGGCUCGCGUGAAGGCUCUCCUGGCCUGGCCCCAUAUGCAUCACUGGAACACUUCAAAUCAAAUUCAAGGAGUCUGCUUCGUACUCAAGAGGGUGGGAGAUCGAUGUUCUCAAUCAAUGUUGUAGUUGUAGCAGGCCAUUUGGUGUUUCUCUCUUGGUUGCUGGAGUUGAUGACAAGGGUCCCCAAUUGUAUAAGGUGUUUGAUGAAUUCGAUCUCUUUGGCCAAUGAUGAAGCAGCUUGUGGAUUUCAUAUAUUCAGCUGAAGUAUGCAGAUACCCUCUGUUCAAAUGCAGCUAAUGAAACAGUCUGUGGAUAUCAAAAGAUUUUAUUUUUCUGUUCAAAUGUAGCUACUACUUUUUGAAUUGUGAACAUGCAAUUAAAAUUGCUAAUUUUUGGUAAUAUUACAUUUUUAUAAAAGUACUAUUUCUUUAAA
Messenger RNA from Ipomoea nil (Japanese morning glory), 608 nucleotides. RefSeq lists its product as uncharacterized. The record is from RefSeq and is a predicted model, not a curated record. Lineage: Eukaryota; Viridiplantae; Streptophyta; Magnoliopsida; Solanales; Convolvulaceae. The coding region runs from base 133 to 438 and encodes 101 amino acids. The transcript is spliced from 5 exons.